UCGCCACCUGCCCACGCGCACGAGACCCCACGAAACCCUAAUUUCAAUGACCUCUAAAAGAAGAGCUUAUGUUUUAUGUUAGUUAUAUAUUGUUAAAUUCAUGAGGUAUAAGUGUUUUUUCUUUUGUUGAGGAAAAGAAAAAAGAAAAUUAUUCGAGAAACGAAAAAAACCUUAGCUCCCUAAACCAGAACACAAGACAUAACACAAAACACAGAGCCAAACGUUCAACGAAAGAAAGUUAGAAAUUAGACACUUGAUCCAUUCUUGUUUCAAGAGAGAGAAUUAAUUUCUUUCUUUUAUUUUUAUUUUUUUUCUUAUCAAACUGUCUGAGCUUUUCAUCUCUCUCUCUUAGUGCGUUUGUUAAUUUAUUCUCUUCUCUCUGCUUAAUUGAUUCUAUUAUGUGAUUUUGCAUCUGUUCUUUGUUCUUUCUAUUAAGAUCAUUUCUGGGUCGUUGAUCUUUCUAAACUAAUCUUCAUCGCCUUCUCUUUUCUUUUCUUUCUCUCUUUUUUGAUUCCAUUACCAUAUUGCAUCUAAUUCUCCCUCUCAUCAUGACUACUUCUUCCUUUCUUUGCUAAUUGUCAUCAUCUUUCUGUCACCAAAACCUGAGAGCAUAGCUACUAGCCUGCACAAGAACCCCUGUCUUUGACUUUGCGAUCUUCUUUAAUUCCUCUGAAGACGUGAACAAAAACCAUUGCAAGAACCUCAUCUUCCUCUUCUUCUCCACUUCUCUCAUCCCAAUCUGCAACCCUGGCUAAUCCUUGGUGGACCGGUCAAAUUGGCCUAGCAGGCCUAGACCCUGCAUCCAAUUCACCUUCCUUGAACAAAGCUAACCGCGAAAUCUCCAUCAAUGACAACAGCAACAGCAGAGGCGAAGACGACGACGAUAGGGACACUGGCGAUGAGCCUAAAGAAGGUGCUGUUGAGGUGGGUACUCGAAGACCUCGAGGCCGACCUCCUGGAUCCAAAAAUAAACCAAAACCUCCAAUUUUUGUCACACGAGACAGCCCUAAUGCUCUCCGUAGCCAUGUAAUGGAAGUUGUUGGUGGAGCUGAUGUAGCUGAGUGUGUUGCACAGUUUGCUCGGAGGCGUCAAAGAGGUGUUUGUGUGCUCAGUGGAAGUGGCUCAGUGGCCAACGUAACCCUAAGGCAGCCUGCAGCACCUGGCGCUGUAGUAGCACUUCAUGGUAGGUUUGAGAUUUUGUCCCUAACUGGGGCAUUUUUGCCUGGACCAGCUCCACCUGGCUCUACUGGUCUCACGGUGUACUUAGCCGGUGGACAAGGCCAAGUAGUUGGGGGAAGCGUAGUGGGUUCACUGAUUGCAGCAGGACCAGUUAUGGUAAUUGCAGCAACAUUUGCUAAUGCAACUUAUGAAAGAUUACCUUUGGAGGAUGAUGAGGAAGCUGCCAGUGCUGGCCAAGGACACAUCCAAGGUGGCUCUAACAACUCACCACCACCAAUUGGAAGCACUGGACAACAACCAGGCCUGCCGGAUCCCUCCGCGCUGCCGGUCUAUAAUCUGCCGCCCAAUCUAAUUCCUAAUGGAGGUCAGUUAGGGCAUGAUGCAUAUGCCUGGGCUCAUGGACGGCCGCCUUACCAGUAGAAACGGUGCUAGAGAGAGAUUGAGAUUAUUUACACGAGGCUUAAUUUGUGUUUGUACUCGAAAGGUAGGGGAUUAAUUGGAAAGAACAAGAACAAGAAAAAAAAAAAAAAUAGUAGAACAUAGAGUCAUGAAAGAAGAGAAAUCAUGGUUGUGAAUGUAUAUUAGAACUUGAUUUUACCUUUUCCCUUUUCUUGUUUGCAAUAAAAAAAUUAUGCUUUCUGCUUCCUUAAUUGUUUAUCAACUCCUAGUUGAAUAUAUUAUUUUCCUUCA
Messenger RNA from Ricinus communis (castor bean), 1869 nucleotides. Its product is annotated as AT-hook motif nuclear-localized protein 20. The transcript has a single exon. Gene Ontology annotation, cellular component: nucleus. Lineage: Eukaryota; Viridiplantae; Streptophyta; Magnoliopsida; Malpighiales; Euphorbiaceae. The coding region runs from base 1030 to 1599 and encodes 189 amino acids. The record is from RefSeq and is a predicted model, not a curated record. Gene Ontology annotation, molecular function: DNA-binding transcription factor activity; minor groove of adenine-thymine-rich DNA binding.